Molecule: messenger RNA, 1440 nt
Organism: Salvelinus sp. IW2-2015
Lineage: Eukaryota; Metazoa; Chordata; Actinopteri; Salmoniformes; Salmonidae
Product: 5-hydroxytryptamine receptor 3B-like
Biological process (GO): monoatomic ion transmembrane transport; regulation of membrane potential; nervous system process
Cellular component (GO): plasma membrane; neuron projection; synapse
Molecular function (GO): acetylcholine-gated monoatomic cation-selective channel activity; serotonin-gated monoatomic cation channel activity
Source: RefSeq, a predicted model, not a curated record
UGAUAGCAGAUAACAGAUAGCAGAUAAACCCAAGAGGUCUGCUCUGAACCAACUCACCAGGACCCUCCUGCGUAAAUACAACUGUGGAGUCAAACCUGUUCAGAACUGGACCAGUCCCACGCUCAUCCACAUAGACCUCAUAAUGCAGUCUGUGCUUGAUGUGGAUGGAAAGACCCAGCAAGUAACCACAAGCAUUUGGUACAGGCAGAUCUGGACUGAGGAGUUCUUGGUGUGGGAUCCCGAGGAGUUCACUGAGAUCUCUCUGCCCUCUGACGCUAUAUGGUUGCCCGAUCUCAUCAUCAGUGAAUUUGUGGAUGUAGGGGAGUCCCCUGCCAUCCCCUAUGUGUAUGUCAACUCAUCGGGGAUGGUGAAAAACAACAAGCCUAUCCAGGUGGUGUCUGCGUGUGACUUGGAGUUGUACGCCUUCCCCUUUGACAAGCAGAGCUGCACUCUGACCUUCCGCAGCUGGCUUCACUCAGUGAGUGAGGUGAACCUGACUCUGUGGAGGAGUGCGGAGGACAUCGCCAAUGAUCAGAAGUCGUUUAUGGACGAUGGCGAGUGGGAGCUGAUGUCUGUGCCCUCCCGCUACUGGCAGCUCCGGCUGGAUGGCAGAGACUAUGCCCACAUCCAGUUCAACGUGUUGAUCCGCCGGCGCCCCCUGCUGUACGUGGUGAGUCUGCUCAUCCCCAGCAUCUUCCUCAGCUUCUACUUGCCGCACAACAGUAGCACGCGCAUCACCUUCAAGACCAGCAUCCUCCUGGGCUACACUGUCUUCAGGGUAAACCUGAUGGACGAGAUGCCUGCCACCACCAUCAGAACACCACUCAUAGGUGUGUUCUUUGUGGUGUGCAUGGCGUUGCUGGUGCUGAAUCUAGCCAUCUCCAUAUUUGUAGUGAAGCUCCUCCACCACAAUGAGAAGGAGGUCAAGGAGAUGUCAGUGUCCGCCUGUCUCCUCGAUAAGAACGGCUCGUCCAGCCAGACCUUCCUCGAGAGCAACUUCACCUCUGUCAAAACACUAAAUGAUGUGGAUCAGUGUGGUGGUGAGAGGGGACCUGUGUUGUUUGGAUGCUUUGUAUUUCUUAGUCAAAGGACACAAGAGUUUGACUAGGUAUUAGGACCAAACAUUUAGCAGGUGGUGGUUUUCCUAACUUUCCACAGAUUUAUUUACCUCAGAUUUCUUAUUCUAUUUGAUAUGUAAUGGCCAGCUCUGACUCAUUUUCAUGUUGACAACACCUCUAUGUUGCUCUGUAUUAACAUCAAAACGAUCAGAGAGAAAAUACCCCUUUACAGUAUGUCUAGACAUACUAGUGGUAAGAAAAAGUAUGUGAACCCUUUGGAAUUACCUGGACUUCUGCAUAAAUUGGUUAUACAAUGUGUUCUGAUCUUCAUCACCUAACUUCUGUUGAGCUUCAAUUGGCGGACAGAUAGCCUUACAUUCUC